AUGUGGGCUCAUGGAAUCUUUCUCAUUUUUUGUACUUUGCAUCUCUUGUUAGGACGUUCAUGCUGUGAAACAGAUAGUCUGCUUCAGGGACAGUACUUGAAAGAUGGGCAAGAGCUCGUUUCAUCUUUCAAUAUCUUCAAGCUCAAGUUUUUCAACUUCAAGAACUCGAGCAACCGGUAUCUUGGGAUUUGGUACAACAAUUUGUAUCUUCAUGAUAUCCAGGACAGAGCUGUCUGGAUUGCUAACCGUAACAACCCAAUUCCGGGACGCUCUGGGAGCCUCACAGUUGACUCUCUUGGCAGAUUGAAGAUUAUGAAUGGAGCAUCAAGCCUGCUUGAGCUAAGCUCUACGGAAACAACUCGAAACACCACCCUCAAGCUGUUGGAUUCCGGUAAUCUUCAGCUCCAGGAGAUGGAUCCUGAUGGAUCGGUGAGGCGGGUUCUGUGGCAAAGUUUUGAUUAUCCGACUGAUACCCUUCUUCCUGGGAUGAAACUCGGGUUCAAUGUCAAGACCGGGAAGAGAUGGGAGCUGACUUCAUGGCUAGGUGAUACGUUACCUGCUUCUGGAUCUUUUGUCUUUGGGAUGGAUGCUAAGAUUAGAAACAUGUUGACCAUCUUGUGGCGUGGAGACAUGUAUUGGGAAAGUGGGCUCUGGUUCAAGGGUCGGUUUUCAUUGGAGGCGUUUAACAAGUACGAAUCUUUCUUCACUUUUGUUUCAACCGAGAGUGAACACUAUUUCAACUUUUCAGUCGAUGGCCAGGUUUCUGAAACAGUGUUUCCCACGAUGAUGAUAGACCAACAGGGCGUUUUGCAUAUAUACAGGCUUGAGAGAGAGCAAGCCCUUGUCCGUUGUUCUCCUUUCACUCUGACUUUUGAGGUUAUUAGUAAGGAGUGGUAUGGGAAAGAAGAUUUCAGGGAUUGGGUUGGGAAGAAUUCCAGUGAUUGUUAUGGAAACAAAUCCAGGGAUUGUUUGCAGGCUGGUUGCGUAAUCCCGGAUGUGGCAUUUGGGGUCCUGAACUGUUCGUCCGAUCUUUCUCCCUAUUUCGAACAAACACUUAUAGCUUUCCCACGCAAUGGUUAUGUGCUUAGUGAGACUGGUGGAAGGUUCAGUUCAGCUGAUUGCCAGGUUAAAUGUCUCCAAAACUGUUCUUGUCUUGCCUAUGCUUCGACCAAUGUAGAUGGUACGGGCUGCGAGAUUUGGAAUGAUCCCUGCAUGAUCCGGAAUACCGAUGAUCCUACCAACAACAGGUCGGCUUCUCCUACUUCUAGUCCCAGAACUAUAUACGUUCGUGAACAGGAUACGAGAUGUAAUGAAAUAUAUCCGGACCAAGAAUUUGUGGACUUUGUGGUACCCAAAGAGAAAGGAAAUGCGGUGAUUUGGCUAGUUGUUGGGGCGUCACUAUUUCUAUUGAUUCUUGUGGCUUGCUUCGUCAUGUAUCUGAGAACAUAUCAAGUAAAAGUAACCGUUAUAAUUAGCGAGGCAUUCUACUUUUUAUGGGGGAAGAUCAUUCAGCAAAGUAAGGCAGCGUUGUACUUUUUAUGGGGAAAAAUCAUCCCACCAAGUAAGGCCACGUUGAACUUUAUACAGAGAAGAAUCAUCCCACCAAGUAAAGCCUGGUUCUACUUUUUAUGGGAGAAAAUCAUUCCACAAAUUUAUAUAGUGAUUGGUUUCAUACGGAGGAGGCUUCAAACACUGAGGUACGGUUCAACAGUAGACCGUGAACUGUUGCUGCGUGAACUGGGAAUAGAUAGGAGAGGCCGGAACAGGAGAAGUUCAAGGAAGAAUAAUAAUGAACUUCAUAUUUAUAGCUUUGAAAGUGUAGCAUUGGCAACAGAUUACUUCUCUGACGAGAACAAGCUUGGUGAAGGAGGUUUUGGUCCUGUGUAUAAGGGGAUGUUAGUAAAUGGGGAAGAAGUGGCUAUCAAGAGACUAUCGAUAGCAUCGGGGCAAGGGUUAGUGGAGUUCAAGAACGAGGCCAUGCUUAUUGCAAAACUACAACACACAAAUCUUGUGCAGUUGCUAGGAUGCUGCAUUGAGAAGGAUGAGAAAAUGUUGAUUUAUGAAUACAUGCCCAACAAGAGCCUUGAUUACUUCCUCUUUGAUCCACUGAGGAAAAAUGUUCUAGAUUGGAGGCUGCGGUUUAGGAUCAUGGAAGGGAUAAUUCAAGGGCUAUUGUACCUUCACAAGUACUCGAGAUUGAAAGUGAUACACAGAGACAUCAAAGCCAGCAACAUUCUGCUGGACGAGGAAAUGAAUCCCAAAAUAGCUGAUUUUGGGAUGGCUCGGAUAUUUGGAGCAGAAGAGUCCAAAGCCAACACCAAAAGAGUUGCUGGCACUUUUGGCUAUAUGCCUCCAGAGUACUUCAAAGAAGGACUAUUCUCGGCUAAAUCAGAUGUGUUCAGCUUCGGGGUUCUGAUGCUUGAAAUUAUUUGUGGAAGGAAGAACAGUAGCUUCCAGCAUGACUCAGAAGGACCUCUCAUUCUCAUUGUUAAUGCGUGGAAUCUUUUCAAAGAGAACCGAAUCCGCGAGGUGAUAGAUCCGUCUCUGGGAGAUUCUGCACUUGAGAACCCUCAAGUGUUGAGAUGCGUUCAAGUUGCUCUCUUGUGUGUACAAGAGAACGCAGAGGAUAGACCAAGUAUGUUAGAUGUUGUGUCUAUGAUAUACGGCGACGGCAAUAAUGCUCUUUCUUUGCCUAAAGAGCCAGCUUUCUAUAUGGUCCACGGAGAAGCUUGCCGGAUAUGGAGGUUGAGUCACCGGAGCCGGAAAAUGUAUCAGAGAAUAGUGUUACCAUCACGGUGA
Microthlaspi erraticum is the source of this 2799-nucleotide messenger RNA. Lineage: Eukaryota; Viridiplantae; Streptophyta; Magnoliopsida; Brassicales; Brassicaceae. The record is from the annotation of a GenBank genome assembly.